AAUCGAACCAUCCCUAGGCUUGAAGACGCAACCCAGCAGCCAGCAUCUUCAACUCUCCCCUCGCUAGCUUCCUCCUUAUCUCCUCCACGCAUCCGGGCCCCAUUCCUCUCCCCAUCCAACCACCCCAGCAAGCAUGGUCGGACCGCCCGCCGCCGCCGCCACCACCAUCAAGUUCCUCUGCAGCUACGGCGGCAAGAUCCUCCCCCGCCACCCCGACGGCAAGCUCCGUUACGUCGGCGGCGAGACCCGCGUCCUCGCCGUCGACCGCUCCAUCUCCUUCUCCGAACUGAUGUCGAAGAUGGGGGAACUGUGCGGCGCCGCCGUGUCGCUCCGGUGUCAGCUUCCGACAGAGGAUCUCGACGCCCUGAUCUCGAUCACCUCCGACGAGGACCUCGUGAACCUCGUCGAGGAGUACGACCGCUCGCCCCCCUCGUCCUUAAAGAUCAGGGCCUUCCUUUUUCUGCCCAAGCCCGGCAAAAAAACAUCUCCUCCUCCUUCGCUAGCCUUCUCGUCGAGAACAUCAUCAUCAUCGUCGUCGUCGCUGUCCGCCGCCACGGUGACCGUCGGAUCGACUCCGAGGUUCUCGAAGUGCGUGCACCAGUACAUGGAGAAGCCGAAGCCGGUCGGGUUCCCUCUCUGCAAGGGAAAGUCUGCAGGUAACAAUAGGAUGAUGAUGAUGAUGAGUUACCACCACUACCAGGGACACUGUGCUUAUGGAAAUCCUGGACAUGUCCAUCUCAUUCACAAUGGCAACCACUGGCAAUAACACCCUUAAAGCUCUAUCUGCAGAUCAGAACUUUUAUAUGCGUCCGACCUGUUGGAGAAAUACUUUGAUUUUGCCCCCGCAAGUAUAUUAUAUAUAUCGGCAAAGAAAGAAGAGAGUGCGACGUAUAUAUAUGUGAUCAUGUAAUGGGAGGGAGGACUGUAAAAAUCAUUUAUGGAUCGAUUAUUUGUGAUCCGUGCCCAAUCAAUGAACUUUUUGCAGUCCAAAUUCGUAUUGGUUGGACAAGAACAUAUGUCUAUGAUGGUUAGAAUACAUUUGUAAAUCAAGUGGAUUGGAGACACGGAAGCUGGGGAAACAGUCUCCAGCUAACUGGUUGAAAUUGAAGAUUCACUUAAAUUGCUGGUGAUGGCCAGAAUGCGAUGGGAGAGAUCAGUGGUGGUUUCCAUAUUCAAACAAGCUUACUGUUACAAUUGAAAGCAAUUGGCAAUUUGAAUUGGGAGCGCUCUCUGGUGGACCAUUAGCCAAGAGGCCUUCACAGCUGAAAACAGCUGAUUUUUGGAGCAAGACCAGAAAGAUUUGGUUAUUCCAGCUGGAUAUAGAUAUAUGGAGGUGCAGCUCCUGAGCACUCAGACAAGGACACGAACUAACCAAAAAAGAGAAAAAAAAAAAAAAAAAACGGCGGAAAAUCCUCAGUUCUUGCAAGCAUUGGAGAUCAAAGGAAGACGCUCCACUCAUGUAGCAUUCGGGAGGGAGAUUCUUCUUGAUGUCCUUGUUUUGGAGAGAUACGAUGAGGCCAUAACAAUAUAAGUCUACGAAGCAAAAGGCCGUUAGGAAAGUGAUUUGGUGGGGGAGAUUUUCGAUAUUGUAGUGACGCAACUGUAAGGGAAGAAAGAUUAAAGUGGUUUUAAGGUUGUUCUGCCCCACCACGUGCGAUGUUGAUCUCUUUUCCCUUCCUUUCUCUUUUCUCUCCGGUACACACUAUUAAAACGAAAAGAAAAGCUAAUUGUUCGA
Eucalyptus grandis is the source of this 1735-nucleotide messenger RNA. RefSeq lists its product as uncharacterized. The transcript is spliced from 4 exons. Lineage: Eukaryota; Viridiplantae; Streptophyta; Magnoliopsida; Myrtales; Myrtaceae. The record is from RefSeq and is a predicted model, not a curated record. The coding region runs from base 134 to 766 and encodes 210 amino acids. Gene Ontology annotation, molecular function: protein binding.